Nicotiana attenuata is the source of this 2928-nucleotide messenger RNA. RefSeq names its product KH domain-containing protein At4g18375-like. The transcript is spliced from 9 exons. The record is from RefSeq and is a predicted model, not a curated record. Gene Ontology annotation, biological process: regulation of gene expression. The coding region runs from base 209 to 1990 and encodes 593 amino acids. Gene Ontology annotation, cellular component: cytoplasm; nucleus. Gene Ontology annotation, molecular function: mRNA binding. NCBI's taxonomy places the organism in Eukaryota, Viridiplantae, Streptophyta, Magnoliopsida, Solanales, Solanaceae.
AGUUCUUACAUGCAAACCCUAAAACCGUCCUCCAUUUGGCAAUAUUUGUUCUGAUAUUUUCUGCAGUUUUUUGGUUCUUUAUAGAUCACAACGAAGUACCUCUACUGGUGUUAUACUUAUGUUAUCCUGCUCGUGAAGUCUAAAGCAACAGACCUGAAAGACUCCAUUUCCCCCCAAAACAGUGGUGACAUAUUCAGCUCAUCUUGACAUGGCAGGCCAGAGGAAUAACUUUGGGAAGAGAAUGCAAUCGGAAUCUGACUAUACUAGGAAUGACGGAAGUAAGAGAAGGAAUCCAACUGAUGAAAAAGAAUCAAAUUCCAUUGGACCAGAGGAUACUGUAUUCCGUUAUUUGUGCCCCACAGGAAAAAUUGGAAGUGUCAUUGGAGUUGGUGGGGACAUUGCAAAACAAUUGAGGACUGAAACUAAUUCAAAGAUUAGAAUUAGUGAGACUAUACCUGGAUGUGAGGAGCGUGUGGUAACUAUUUAUAGCUUGAGUGAAGAAACUAAUGUCUAUGAAGAUACUGGUGACCUGAUUUCACCUGCUCAAGAUGCUCUAUUGAAGGUGCAUGACCGAGUUUUUGCAGAAGAACUGCGUAUGGAAGAAGACCUAGAGGAUCCUCAGCAGAUUACAAUAAGAAUGCUUGUCCCAUCAGAUCAAAUAGGUUGUGUGAUAGGGAAAGGCGGACAAGUAAUCCAGAAUAUGCGCAGUGAAACAGGCGCACAAAUUCGGGUCUUAAGCAGUGAGCACUUGCCACCUUGUGCCUUAAGCUCCGAUGAACUUAUCCAGAUAACUGGAGAAGGUGCAGUUGUUAAAAAAGCACUUUAUCAAGUAGCAGCGCGUCUCCGUGAUAAUCCAUCACGGUCCCAACAUCAAUUGCUGUCGUCGCCCAGCAUAUAUAGGUCUGGUGCUGGACUUGUUAAUCCUCAUGCGGGUCCCCAAGUCAUGGGCAUGACAUCAUUGAUGGGUCCUUAUGGGAGUUACAAAAGUGAUGGUAGAAGUCGAUCUGCUUCUGUAAAAGAGUUUGCAGUUCGUUUAGUUUGUCCAACUGAAAAUAUAGGAGCUGUAAUUGGCAAAGGUGGAAGCAUUAUCAAACAGCUAAGACAGGAAUCAGGUGCAUCUAUUAAAGUCGAUAGUGCUGCAGCUGAAGGAGAUGAUUGCAUUAUAUUUGUAUCAGCUAAGGAGGCAUAUGAAGAUCAAUCCCCAACCAUUGAUGCAACAAUGCGCUUGCAACCAAGAAGUAGUGAGAAAACUGAAAAAGAUUCUGGCGAUGCUAUUCUGACGACUCGCCUGCUUGUACCUAGCUCACGAGUCGGAUGCCUAAUUGGUAAAGGUGGUUCCAUUGUUAAUGAGAUGCGAAAUACCACAAGGGCGAGCAUCCGCAUUCUUUCGAAGGAAAAUCUUCCUAAAGUGGCAUCUGAAGAUGAUGAGAUGGUGCAGAUAACUGGAGAUGUUAAUGUUGCUGGCAAUGCGUUAUUACAAGUACUUAUGCGGUUGAGGGCCAAUAUAUUUGAGAUGGAGGGAAGUUUUGCUGCAUUUUCUCCUCCCGUUUCUUACCUCCCCUUGUCUCCAAGCAUGUCAGAUGGUUCAAGAUAUGCAAACCGUGAUAAUAAAUCACGUCGGCAUGGUUAUUCAUCAUAUUCUGGUGGACAUGAUUAUAAUGAUUCGUCUCCAAGUGAUAGUUAUGGUGGUUCACAGGUUGGUGGUGGAGGUGGUUAUGCAUCAUAUGGCGUUUAUUCCUCUGGGCGAUCUAGUAGUGCAGGCUUUUCAAUUAUUGAACCAAAGUUCAAGAAAGUCCGGUUUCCGCAUUUCAGGAGGUUGGUGAGUAGGCAUGAAUAUGCUUUCAGACAUUUGCUAAUUUUUUCAUUGAUCUGGAAACUAGAGAGAGCAAGAAUUCAACGUGAGACAGAUUUUAAGAUUUUUGGUAGAAAACAUAAACAUACAAAUGUCAAAUAUUUUGAGGAGAAAAGAAGCCGGUGGUAUCGUGCUUAGCCAGUUAACGUCAUCCUUAUACUAGCAAGAGAGGUGUCUUAGCCCAUUACAACAAAGGGAUAUUUCUUUUGAUGAAAUAACAGGACAUUUUGAUUAGACCAGUGUAAGUUAUGAUAUGGAACCAUAUCGCAUGUAUUGCCAACUGUUUCUUUUUGCCUUUUUAGGGCUUUAUAUGAAGCUCAUAUCUGGGUUGUGGUGGCUUUACAGCUAUUGGAAUAACUGGGAUUCCAUGUUUAAAGUGUAUUCUUUCAUUAGCUACCUAUUUAUUCUCUGAGCAUGGAUUGUGUGUGGAGAAAAACGGUGUGUGUUGUACGAUAUAGAUUUAUUUAUUGCCUUCUUUUUGCUUCCCGGUGCUAAUUUAGAACUCUAGGCUGUACUUUCAAAGCGGAUCCAAUUUCUUAUGUUUUCUGGAAUUCAUGCCCCAAUAACAAGAUUAUUACUAGUCUGCUGUUUGCAUGUUGUGUUAAAAUUCUAUAUGGGACGGUCUGCUGGUAGAGAGAUGUGUGCAUUUUUGGCCCAAAGAUGUGAUGUUUCACCCUAUCUCAAAUUGGUGAAAAGUCCGCUAGCACACAAGCAUGCAGCAAUUGAUUGUUCUAUGUUCUGGACCGAAUGACUACUCAAAUUGAUGAGACAGCUCGCCCCGUAACAAAAAAGAAGAGAGUUGCAAAAAGUUUCUAGUUUCUACCUACUUUUCAAAGAAAUGUGAAUUUUCUUUGGCGUAUUUACAAGCUAGCUAAGGUUUGUGUCUAUUCAAUUCCAGCAAUCUGACUGUAGUUGCAAUGCUGAAUGAACGAUAUUUCUGAGUGUCUGCAUUGAUCGUUUGGAGACACAGUUGUCUUCAGUUUCUUGUUUCGUUGGAGCUCUGAAGUUGAAUAGUGUUUACUAAAGUGGAGUUCAAUUGAAUUUUCUAUUUCCUGGGGAUUUACAACCUCAGUUAA